Molecule: messenger RNA, 980 nt
Organism: Tarenaya hassleriana
Lineage: Eukaryota; Viridiplantae; Streptophyta; Magnoliopsida; Brassicales; Cleomaceae
Product: enoyl-CoA delta isomerase 1, peroxisomal-like
Exons: 1
Coding region: 164-874 (236 amino acids)
Biological process (GO): fatty acid beta-oxidation
Cellular component (GO): peroxisome
Molecular function (GO): delta(3)-delta(2)-enoyl-CoA isomerase activity; enoyl-CoA hydratase activity
Source: RefSeq, a predicted model, not a curated record
CACGUUUUUUUUGGGAUAAUUUAUCACGCAUUUUUUCCAUUUCAUAAUUCGAUUUGUAAUUUGUCGGUCCAUCAAAGUUGAUUACCAGAACUUUAUUAUAUAUACACACAUGCAUUCAUUCGUUUAGCAGUCCCCCGGGGCCAAUUUGGCUAUCACAACCGAGAUGUGUACGUUGGAGAAGCGAGGAAACGUUUUCAAACUAACGCUCCUCGGUCACGGCGACCAGCACCGCCUUAGCGCCGCCGUGCUCGACGACAUCCACUCCGCCGUCCGCAGCGUCCGGUCCGACCCGUCAGCUUCACGAUCAGUCCUAAUCACAACAUCCAGAGGCAAGUUCUUCUCCAACGGCUACGAUUUCGUCGCCGGCCGAUCCGAUCCCUCUCUCUUCGAAGUCAUGGACGCCAAGCUCCGGUCACUCAUCGCGGACCUUAUCUCCCUCCCCAUGCCGACGAUCGCCGCCGUCAACGGCCACGCCUCCGGUGCCGGACUCGGCCUGGCGAUGAGCCACGACUACAUCCUGAUGCGUCGUGACAGGGGAUUCCUCUACAUGAGCGAUCUCGACAUCGGCGUCGUAUGUCCGGCAUGGUUCAUGCCGAUGAUCCGCCUGAAGAUCGGGUCUCCGGCGGCGAGGAGGAACGUGGUGUUAGCGGCGGCAAAGCUGACCGCGGCCGAGGCGGUGGAGAUGGGGAUCGUGGACUCGGCGCACGAUAGCGAGGCUGAGACGGUUAAGGCCGCGGUUAGGUUGGGCGAGGAUCUGGUGAGGCGAGGGUGGGAUGGACACGUGUACGGUCGGAUGAGGGAGACUCUUCUAAGAGAGGUUCUCGCUGCUAUUGGCUCUUAUGACACCCCUCCGUUGGUUGGUUCGAAAUUGUAGUACGUCUUCAUUUUUUAAAAAAUAAAAACGAGGAAUGUUUGUAAAAUAUAUCUAGAUAUAAAUUAUUGUAUGUCUUUGCAAAAUAAAAGUUAUAAUUUACGUUUUA